Messenger RNA from Phasianus colchicus (ring-necked pheasant), 750 nucleotides. NCBI's taxonomy places the organism in Eukaryota, Metazoa, Chordata, Aves, Galliformes, Phasianidae. The record is from RefSeq and is a predicted model, not a curated record.
CCCAGGAGUGGGAGGAGCGACGGCGGCAGAACAUUGAGCGGAUGAAUGAGGAGAUGGAAAAGAUCGCCGAGUACGAACGCAACCAGCGGGAUGGUCUCCAUGACCGGAAUCCUGUGCGGAACUUUCUGGACGACCCGCGGCGUUGCGGCCCGGCGCAGGAGGAGGGCAGUCGGCGGCACGGUCGCAAUUGGGGCGGCCCCGACUUCGAGGGCGUGCGGGUGGGCAUGGAGCGUGAGAAGGGUCGCAGCCCGAAGGCGGCCGACGUGACGCUGUCCAUGACGGGCCGGGAAAGGGCUGAGUACGAGCGCUGGAAACGGGAACGGGAACGGAUCGACCGCGAGCGCCUGGCGCGGCACCGGCAGCCCAGCGGGAAAUGGCGCCGAGAGUGGGAUGCACACAAAUCCGACAGCAUGUGGGUGCCUCGCUGUCCCCAACACCCUUGACCCCGAUGUCCCCAACCCCAUUGACCCCAUUGUCCCCACUGUCCCCAACCCCAUUGACCCCAAUGUCCCCAACCCCGUUGACCCCAUUGACCUCAAUGUCCCCAACCCCGUUGACCCCAUUGACCUCAAUGUGCUCAAGCCUGUUGACCCCAUUGACCCCAAUGUCCCCAACCCCGUUGACUCCAUUGACCCCACUGUCCCCAACCCCCUUGGCCCCGAUGUCCCCAACCCCAUUGACCCCAUUGACUUCAAUGUCCUCAAGCCUGUUGACCCCAUUGACCCCAAUGUCCCGAACCCCAUUGACUCC